UGUAAAAAAAAAAAAGGUAGGUUCUGAAGCAUGAACCAAAUUUGACUGACUCAAAGAUGUUGAAAUUCAAAAUUUGGCCGUCCUCAAAAAUAUUUUUUGAUCCAAUGCUGAAGUUUCUUCCCUUCCCUAAAUCAGAUAAUUUCCUAUGUGCUUUCCAACUGCCACCUCAUUCCAAUUCUUAGGACUGCUACCAAGGCUGCUACAGUGUUCCUGACAUGUGUACGUCAGAAGAUAAUGUCUAUUUAGUAUAUUCAAGCCUAUGUGAACAGACAAAAGCCAAAGGUGAAUAGUGAAGCUCUGAUAAGGAAGUCCACUUACGUUUUGUCAUUAGAUGUUCCUUAAAAAGGUAACCACUUCUCUGCGCUAUUAUAAAUUUCCAAACUUUGGGCUGUAAUUUCUGUUUUUAGAACAGUUCUUGAGGGAAUAUUCCAUGGUUUGCUGAGAAACCAGUUCUUAGGACCAAGAAGAGGUUCUUCACACUCUGAUUAAGGGUAGGACAGCCAUGAUUACAGCUGCUGGUAGCAAGGGCCCGAAAGCAGUGCAACUAGACAGGCCUGUGGCCAGACACCACAUCCUGAAGAGAGCAGGGGGCUCACAGAGGCAUGAACAAACCGCAGUUUUGAAUAAUAGGUCUGUGCUUUGCUCCUCCUAAAGGUACCCAAUGGCUUGGGUGUGCACUGAAUUGAAUCAAGGCUUCCACUGUCCCCCUUUUGCAGAAGUAAUUACCUUUUGAAUGUUAUGCUCUAAUGUGGACUGAACAAGGCAUGCUGUUCUUUCUGCACAACAGCCUCCCAAGUGCCCUGAGCUCCUGACUGGUCAGAGAGAAUACUUAAAAGGCCGACUUUUAGUAGCCAGUUUAGACACUAGCUUGGAUAGCCCAAAAUAAUUGUCUAGUUGAAACACAGAGAUUCAGGUAUGGCUGAGCUGUCCUGUGUCCUCUGGGUUCUGGCUCUGAGAGAAAUUGGUAAGGGACCCUAACCCUAACCCCUGUAAUCCACGUGAGUCAGGAAACCUCUCACGCACCCCUGCUGUAUAGACCUCACCAUGGAUUGUCAAAAUAAACGACCACAUGCCUGCCCUUUGAACCAUUCUUACUGAACCACUCCAGAUGAAUUCUGGGGCCAGAUUUAAAAAUGCAGUCGAUACACACACAAAUAUCACAAAAGCUGGACACCUAGCACAAGGCAGGAUGCAUAUGCCGGGUAACUACUCUUAACACCUCAUAACGGUCAGAGCAGAACACUUACGAGAGCAGUAUUUGGCUGAUGACAUAGGUAAUAAAGAACUGUUGGGCAAGUGCAUUUGGACUUGGACAACAGAAGCAGAACUUUAAAGAGGAGAUGGAUGGGAAAGAUGAAUGAGAACCAAAGAAAACUACUGGUAACCUGAAUGAGAAAAGUCCAAGAGGUCACUUUUACAGAGAACCUGAAGUUCUUGAAAUUUCUGCCAGACAAGUAGGAGAAAUUGCAUUUUGUUAAUAAUGUUGUAUUCUCUGACAUUUAUGCUUUUUAGUGAAUUGCAAGAAAUAUUUCCUAGUAUCUUAGAAAAAUAUAAAUAAAAUUUCCUUUUAUUUCAGUUAGGGAAGUCAAAAUCACUUACAUUAUAAAGAAUUUAUACUGAUAUCUAUGGGGUAAAAAUUAGCUUAACAAAGUCCGAAGUUUUCAAAGAUAGAAAAGAAAUGGGCUUGAUUUCUUUUUUAGUCUAUUCUGCUGCUUUAGAGCAGAGAACAGGAAACUGUCUGAAUGCAGUUGAAAGUACUGUUGCAUGCCAUGCAUUCUCUUCUCUUUCCUUCCAGUUCCUGUGGCCUUGCAGAACCACUUUGAGUCACUGUUUUCUCCCUUUUCAAAUUCAUAGAGCAUUUAAAGUCUGUACCACACAUCACCCAUUAAUCUGAAUUCUUGGCUUGCUUGUGCAAUCAUUCUUGAAUUUCCAGAGGCCCUAAAUUAGCUUGUGGCGAAUAUGCUUCUUCUGUGACCUCCACACACCACUAGAAACAGAGUAGGAACUCCAAAAGUUGUUAAAUGAAUUGCUUUAUUUGAGAAAAACACAAGAGUGCCAAAAAUCAAAAUAGAGGAAGAAAUGGCAAAACUUAAACACCUAUGCAGGCAGUCUUGCCUCAUAAAUGAUCAGUUGUCUGACAAUCAUGAAGCAGUACUUCUGACUCUCCCUCGGUUCAAUGGUUGACUGACACCUGUGGUAGCCAGCUUCCAAGAUGGCUUCUGACAGUCAUCACCUCUAUUCACCCCUCCCACACUGAGGCACUGGUGGCUCUGUGUGACCAACAGAAUACUGCAGAAGUGACAGUGUUGACUUCAGAAGCUAUAUUAAAAAAAAUGCAUUGCAGCUCUGGUCUUGAGUCAUUUGCUCUGGGGGGAGCCAGCUGCCACGCUGUGAGGACAGAUGGCUGCGUGACCUUGGACAACUUAUGUGACCUUUCUGGGGCUCAGUUUUCUUCACCUUUAAAAUGAAGAUAUUUAUUUCACAGUACUUAUUUCCCAGGGGAUCGAGAAGAUUACAUAAGGCAUGCAUGUCAAACACAGGGCAGGGUGCCUGGCACAUCAGCAGCUUUCAUUAAACGUGGCUAAUACCCGUAGUGGUGGUAGAAGCUGCAGUAGCAGCAAUUGAUUGGCUGGGAGAUGUGAAGAUGAGAGAGGGAUCAAGGAUGACUCAUGAAUGACUGAAGAACUGAUAGUAUCAUUUACUGACUUUGGGGACAAUGGAGGUAAUUUACUGAGUUUUGGGACCAAAGGUGCUUAAGCCUCAAACAGGUCAUAGUAAAAUUAUCUUUCAAUCACUUAUAAACAGCAUUCCAUUUCUUUUCUUUCUUCUCUCAAUUACUUCAAACAGUUUUUUGUUCUAAGUAAUUCCUUCCUGGAAUUUGAAAAACUGUUGAAGUAAAAAUGACAGGAAUUCUAGAGGUCGAAUUACUUAGUGAGUGGCCGUGUAACCCAGGAGGAAUCACUGUUCUUAAUUAAGAACAAGUGGCAAAUGUUGCAGAUGAAAACAGUGGCAGAACGAAAUCCAGACACUCAGGUAAUUCUCACUUUUGUUUUAGAGAGUAAUAUUAGCAGACAUUAGGAAGAAUUUAUGAAAUAAGCAUUGGGGAUUCUGAGAAAUGGCAAAGUACUUCUAUUAAUUUUAAAUGAAGAUUUACUGAUAACUAAAGUGCUCAGGCUUGAUGAAAUGAGAUUUCUGUUCCCAUUCUCAGACUCCCACUGGUUUAACUACCCAAGGGAGAGUAGUGCAUGAUGCAAGUCUGACUCCCCCGCUGCACACACUUAGUUUUCAUUUAGUUACAGAUUCAUGGAGUGAUUGAUGAGAUAAUACUAUACAUAAAAUUGGUUUCACAAUUCCUCAUAUCAUAAUAUAACUAUUCAUUUUAUCUGAGGUAUAUUUGGUCUUUCAGAUUCCUGCACUUUCCAGGACUCCCCAAAUCCAUUACGAAAUGCUCCAAACAAUGUACUACUUUGAAUCUGAAUGGAGGCAGCACAGGGUAAUUUGAAGUAGAAUGGGUUAGUUCAUUAGUAACUAAGUUGGGAACCAAACCCCUGGGUACCUGUCUGUGCUUACAGUGUGCUGCUCUGGGCCUCACUUCUUUAUCCUUAAAACAAAAGGUUUCCACCCAUGGAAGAUCAUGAAGUUCCACUCCAGCUCUGAGAUAUUCGAUUCUGGUAAGCUGCUACAGGCAGAACACCGAGUUUUGUUUCCCUUUAUUCUUGAUAAAGAUGAAUUACAAAGAGGUCAUCAGGAAACAGUUUUAGAGACAAGUUUGUUCCAAUAUUUUAUUGGGUUAUUAUGGAGUGGCUCCUUCUAUCACUGUGUUGUACAAAACUAACUAGCUGUGGGGCUUAAAUCUUUGAACUUCAGCCAGGCAUGCUAAUAAAGCUAACUGAGGUGUAACCAGUUCAUGAAAUAAUCAUAAGGAAGUACAGUAUAAUAGUGUCCACUAACUUCCUCCCACUACAAAAAUAGAGAAAUGAGGGUUUUUUUUUUGAGGAGGUAGUUGUUACAUUUACCAUAACUUUUGAAUUUCUUCAAUACUCUAUUUAAUUUCCUUUUCUUCCCGCUGUACUAGGUGUCAUACAAGAAUCUAUUCACACUGACUAGAGCUGAAGGACGAGUGAUGAUUGGAGAAUUUUAAGUCUGAAAAGUAGCACCACUACCUUGAACAACAAAGCCUGGGGUUGGCAUAAACUUCUCGUACAGACCAAGGCAUUAUCCACAAUAAUCAUCUUCUUGCCUUUAUUUCAACUGGACAGUCCUGAUUAGAAAAGGUGAGCAGGCAUCUAUACUUUCCCUUUCCACCUAAUACAUAUAUGUUUACUGUUUCAUUUCAUCCAGUGCUUUUAAAAAAACGAUUUGACUUAAAUACCAUCUACAAUUUUAAUGUUAUCUGCAAUUCUGUUCUAGCUUCUGUGACAAAAUUCAAGAAAACUUGAUAUAAAUGAGUAACAACUCAACAUGUAUUCAGCCAUCCAGGAUCUCUUCCAUGGCUUUACCAAUCAUUUACGCCUUCCUUUGUAUCAUUGGUCUCUCUGGAAAUACUCUCUCUCAAUGGGUAUUUCUAACAAGAAUCGGUAAGAAAACAUCAACGCACAUCUACCUAGGACAUCUUGUGACUGCAAACCUACUUGUGUGCAGUGCCAUGCCUUUUAUGGGUAUCUAUUUCCUGAAAGGUUUUCAAUGGGAAUACCAUUCUGCACAAUGCAGGGUGGUCAAUUUUUUGGGAACUCUAUCCAUGCAUGUAAGUAUGUUUGUCAGCCUCUUAAUUUUAAGCUGGAUUGCCAUAAGCCGCUAUGCUACCUUAAUGAAAAAGGAUUCCACACAAGAGACCACUUCGUGCUAUGAGAAAAUAUUUUAUGGCCAUUUACUGAAAAAGUUUCGCCAGCCCAACUUCGCUAGAAAACUAUGUGUUUACAUAUGGGGAGUUGUACUAGGCAUAAUUAUUCCAGUUAUUGUAUACUACUCAGUUGUUGAGGCAACAGGAGAAGAGAACGUGUGUUAUAAUCGGCAGAUGGAACUAGGAGGCAUGAUCUCUCAGAUCGCAGGCCUCAUCGGAACCACCUUUAUUGGAUUUUCAUUUUUAGUUGUACUAACAUCAUACUAUUCUUUUGUUAGCCAUCUGAGAAAAAUAAGGACCUGUACAUCCAUUAUGGAGAAAGACUUGACUUACAGUUCUGUGAAAAGGCAUCUGUUAGUCAUUCAGAUUCUACUAAUAGUUUGCUUUCUUCCAUAUAGCAUUUUUAAACCCAUUUUUUAUGUUCUACACCAAAGAGAGGACUGUCAGCAAUUGAAUUCCUUAAUUGAAAUAAAAAACAUCCUCACUUGUCUUGCAUCAGCCAGAAGUAGCACAGAUCCCAUUAUAUUUCUUCUUUUAGAUAAAACGUUCAAGAAGACACUAUAUAAUCUCUUUACAAAAUCUCAUUCACCACACAUACAACCCUCCCAUUGACAUCUGAAUAGAAAACACCACCAAAUAGAAAGUGUCCUUAUGACUCAGUUGGGACUCUAAACUAUAUGACUAACAGGUCAUAGCUUAGCUGGUAACAGGCACUGAGAAAAUCUCUUUGAUCUGUAAAAGUAAAUAAACAAACAAUCACAAAACUUACUUUACAGUACUACUUAUAUGGAAAGUUGAGAUGGCAGAGACUUUCAGAGGCAAAAACCAAGCAUAUUGAAAGGAUCCCACUGCAUAUGAAACCCACAGACCAUUUUCUGUUGAAACUCAACCAUGGAUGCUUCUGUUCAGAAAACAGUAUUUCAUGACUGUAGGAUAAAGAAGCAAAUGGUUUAUGACUUUUGUGCUGUCUAGUAGUUAGAAUACAAGGGUCCAUCUAUGACUAGUAUUUUGUUGGUAACUUUAAAAAUGAGUGAAAGAAAAAAGUGAGUAAGAAAUUUCCACCUAUCUAAAUAUAUGAAGACUACAGUACAAAAAUCCAGGGUUUUAUAAACACAUUAUUUAUUUGGUUUUAUCUGGUGCAUGUUACUGGGAGAAGCAAUAUUCAUGGAUUCUAGUAUGUAUUAAGCAGAUGUUAUUUAAAAUUAAGCUUAAAUAAUUGGACUAGGAUUUGUAAACAACAUAAAAGGCUAAUAUGAAGUCAUUAUAUGCUGAUCUUCACCACAUUUUGUAGAUUUUCAUCUGUAUUCAAUAUAAUGUUGUUAUUAAUGACAAACAGUACCUGGCAUGUAUAUAUGUUCAAUUAAGUUUUGUAAAAUAAGUGAAUGAAUGAUAAGGAAGUAUAAUAGUACUGUUUGUUGAGAGACUGUUCUCUGUUUCAAUCCUAACUCUACCUCUUACUUAGCUGGGCAAUCUAAGGCAAAUUACCCUCUUUGGAUAUUAAUUUCUUCAUUUGUAGAAUGGAAAUAUGCUCUGUAACUCAUAGGUAAUAUUAUUAAAUGAGAAGAUGUUACUAUUAUGAGUAGCUAGCAUUUACUAAGCAUUUGUUAUGUGACAGGCACUCUGCUUGUUUGCUUUACAUGUAUUACUUUAAUCAUCACAACCUUAAAGUAUGCCAAUUUACUAACAAAAAAACUGAAGUGCAUAGUUAAGUAAGUUGCCCAAAUUUUCUCCAAUAUCUAAGUAAAUCUAAAAAUAAGCAUUUCUUAAUGGUCAUUUCUUUCUUCCAUGUAAUCCUGUAAGAUAAAAGAUGGUGACUAUAUUCUGUACUAUAUACAUUAUAAUUAAAAAAUUUUUAAUGUGUCUUUUAUCUUCCCAAAAAGAUCAUAAGCACCUUUGGAGCUAUAGUCUAUUUUCUACUUCUGUUUCCACAGUACAUGCAUCCUCUGCUCAGAUGAGAACCAAACAAAAACAGCUGAAUAAAACUGAAGUUGAAUAAACAUUAACUGUAACCUGCUACUUAGACUGCUUAAAGACUCAUUUAUUCUCUACAUGGCAAUUUCUUCAGUGCUCAAAAAGAAGUUGAAAGUAAGUUCACAUAGCACUUCCAAGCCUUUAAUCUUAUAGCAUGUUUUAUUCCUGAAUUAAAAAUGUAGAAACAAUUCACUGCAGAUUCUAGAGCCAUGUGUUCAAAAUCACUAGAGGUUUUUUCCAACACAUCUGUGUAAUUUUCAUUAAGAAAAGAACAGAAAACAAACAGUAAAUAUUUUUUUCUCCUUUUACUUCAAUGCUUAACUAAGAAAAGAAUAUGUUUAGAGAAAAGUCUAAAAGAACACAUGUUGUCUUCAACUAUUUACAGUGUACAUCUUUUAUAGUAGCAAUCUGAUUUCUGGCUGAUUAAUUUGCAGAGACAAAGGCAGACCUGGGAACUCCAGGUGACUUCCUAAGUGCUAGCUGUAAACAGAGGUGCCCAAUCUAGUAAUUUCAUAGACAUGAGAAUCAGAGUAUCUCCAAGUCGACCAGGAGAGUUCCUGACACAUUCCACUUUCUCCACAGUUAAACCAGUACUUUUAUCUGUACGCAAGUUUUAAACCCAAAACCCAUUAAAGAGGAAAUGAGAUGAUCAUCAAUAGUAUUUGUUUAACAUAAGUGAUACUAUAUUAAAUCUCACUGCACUUAGGAGUUUUAAAAAUAUGUAAAAUGACUAAAAGAGUCAUUAAAAAUAACUUUACAUCACCAAUGUAAACUUUAAAUAGAAGUUUUUCCCAAAGUAGAGUUUCCUACAUUUAAAAAAGGCAGGAAAAGAUGUAUGUAAUUUCUCUUUAAGUUACUCAUUCUGAUAGAAAAUUCUCUUUUUAAUUCUCUUUACUGAACUAGUUAUCACCAUGUUUAUCUUUACACCAUAGAUUCUUUUCUGAACAGGUAGCUGUAAAUGAUGCUGAAUUUUUUGUGUAAUUGAAGAACUGGCUAUUUAAUGUCAUGCUAAAUAUUUUAUGUGAAAUACUACUUUCUAAAUUUACCCUAACUUUAAAGUAUAGGUUUUCAGAAAAACAGUGUUUCUAAUGUGUCUGUGGAUUACAGUGAAACACAAUUUCAGAAACCUCAAAUUUUGACAGAUAGGCCAAUAAGAUUAUAUCUUAACUAUAGAAAACAGGCAUGACAAAUGUUAAUUUCCCCUUUUAUCCUUUCCAUAUAGACAUUCUCAUUAAGACAGCUUUCAAACUAUUAAUCAGGAACACAAACCAUUAAGAAUAGACAAGCAAAAUUAGGAGACCAACUCAACCUGGAAGUGAGUUCCUACUCUCUGGGUAGAAAUGGAAUAUGUGAAUCCUAUUCUGACUUGAUAAGGACUUUCACAGACUAUCUUGAGCUUGCAGUCUGCAGGGUGGGAGUUGUUAUGAACAAAUUUGGGAAGACAAGUUGAAAGGAAAUCUUGCUUGACAAACCACAAAGGGAGCACAGAGGGACACUGGUUAUCUGCUAGGCAUUUCCAUCCUGCAGCCUAAUGCCAUGAACCUUCCUCUGACUGCCCCCAAAUUCAAAUUGAGUUGGUAGUAGUGGGAAGAGUUACUACAGUAAAAAAGGUUUUACACCCAACGGAAAAAAACACUUUGGCUAUAACACACAUACUUGCUCCCCCGAGCUAAGAAGGAGAGGAGAACUGAAAGGACUUCCACCUAAUAAGCAAAACAGUCCUUUUUUUCUUUUUAAAUCAAGAGGUUGGCUUUUUUUUUUUUUGGAAGUGUGGGGUGGGAGAAGAGAAGCACAGCAGUUAGAAAUACAAGAUGAAUUUAAGAUGACCUUGAAAUUCAUGAGAUUUUUCUAAGUACAAUUAUUAGAACUCCACAUUCAAGCUGAACAUGCACAUUAUGUUCUCAUCAACUUAACAAAAGUAAUGCAGAAGAUUAACAGUGUGCUUUUUUAUAAUAAAGAAUAAAAUAAGUAUGGUUUCAUUUUAAUGAGAAUUUCAAUUUCUUUACACAACAUGAGGGACUUGUGAGAGUUGUGGUAAACUAUAUAAAAGAAAUGUCAGCAACCAAGAGCAACAGAGUAAGAAAUACUGUAAGAAAUUCACAAUGCCACGGUAACUAGUAUGAUGUGACCAACACCUGUUUACAGUGAAGUCUGGCCCUAUAAGCAGGUGAAAGGAGAACCGAGAGCAGAAGGGGACCAAAGAGCAGCCAGGCGUGUUCAUGGGUUUGCGAGGAAAACCAUUACAAGGAAGCACACGCAGAAACGCUUGAGUGGAGGCUCCUGGCUGAGUGUCUAUGAGACUGGGGUUUUGCAUGGUUCUAAGAAAAACUGAGCCUCCAAACUUCCCAGGCACAGGCCCCACUUAGUAUCGAAAGUGGCUGUGUGUAUAGCAGUUUGCAUUCAGAUAAGCUCCUUAACUUCAACUUUGGUUACUAAAAUUGUACAUCAGUAACUCAAAACCACAGGAAGGUCUAAGGAUUGCUUAUGUCUCCACAUCCAGCUGAUGCAUUGUGAGGCUGCCUCCAGGAGCAGGAGAGACAAGUAAAUUCCACUAACUCUCAGUGCCUAACAGAGCCAACAAAGGCAGGCAAGGAGCCAGGAGUUGCAUCUACCUUGACAACUGUACUAUUUCUCACUAAAGUACUUUUAAUUUGGGGGUGAGAGGAAGAAAAGAGAAAAGCACUGAAACAUAAUGAAAGUUUUCACAUCCUUUCACAAGAAAGAGAGAAAUAAAAGGGAAGAAGAUGACAGGAAAAAAGUAGAAAUUUGCAUGCAUGCUUUAGUUAAUGCCUGUAGAGAGGCGAAGUAUGAAAAACAUAACAUUAUAUUUUGACAGUGGGUCUUAACCAGGUGUGAUUUUUGUGCCCCUGGGGACAUUUGGCAACAUCUGGAGACAUUUCUAAUUGUCACAACUUGGAGGAAAUGCUACUGGCAUCUAGUGGGCAGAGGUUAAAGGCAGCAAUACACAGGACAGCCUCCUACAACACAGUACCUGGCCCAAAAUGUUACUAUUGUAGCUGCUGGGAAGCCCUGUACUAUGAAGACACACCUCUCUGAAUUUGAAAGGAUUAUGCAAUUUCAUGUGAACCUCCUUCUCCAAAGCAAGCAGGGUUCACUACAGGUCAAGUGACACCAUAUAGUCAAAUCUAACGAUACAACCAAUCAUUUUUAUUUUUUCAAUUUUAAUUUAUUAUUUAUUAAAGUAUCAUUGAUAUACAAUUUUAUGAUGUUUUCACAUAAACAACACUGUGGUUUCAACAUUCACCCACAUUAUCAAGUCCUCUCCCCCUCUACUGUGGUCACUGUCUAGCAGCAUAAGAAGCUACAGAGUCAUUACUUGUCUUCUCCGUGCUGUACUGCCUUUCCUGUGACCUACUUAUAUUGUGAUUGUGAAUUACAGUGCUCCUUAAUCCCCUUCUCACGCCCCAACUCCUCCCCUUUGGUAACCACCAGUCCCUUUUUGGAGUCUGUGAGUCUGCUGCUAUUUUGUUCCUUCAGUUUUGCUUUGUUUUUAUGCUCCACAAAUGAGUGAAGUCAUUUGGUAUUUGUCUUUCUCCGCCUUAACCAAUCUUUUUAGACUCAAUUAUGGUGAUUUCAAAAAAAAAUGCCUACCACGGAAAAAAAGUAUUAUUAAUCAGUAAAAUGCUAGGACCUUUGGGCAAUGUAAUGCUUCUGGAUUAAUGCCAAGAAUAUCAGGGAGAGAGGAGGGAGGGAGAGGGUAUGAGAAUAUUCCUGCCUAGAUGGAACAGAUGAUUAAAUAAUCUAACUUUCUCUAAAAGGAAUGAAACAUUGGCAUGCUCUUCUCUUUUCUUUACUAAGUAUAAAAGCAGAAAACUUUGACAGAAACUUUAUCUACAAAAACCAAAAUCUACAUACAAAUGAGAUCUACAUACAGAUAAGUCAUUGCAUAUAUAUCUGAAUGUGAAGAAAAACUAAUAGGCUGCUUUAUUAACAAAAACAUUAACAGUAUAGUCAAUGAAAUUUUAAAUUACUAGCCAUGUGAAAUGCAUUGUUAUUAAACUUUUUCACAACCACUACCUUAGAAAACCCUAUAACAAGGUCUGAAUAAAACUACUUUGGGUUACCUAAAUUCCCGAAGUUCUACUAGCAAAUCCUGUUGAUACAACCCUCAAAAUAUAUGUGGAGUCUACUUUUUUCCCUCUUCUACUGUUACCAAUCUGGUUCUGCCACAUAGGACCAUUUCCUGUUUGACCGCUUCUACCUUGAGCCCCUAUUCAGUGUAUGUUCAGCAAAACAAUGUAGCCCUGUUUCUGUGCACAAGUCAGAGCAGAGUCUGUCUUUGCUCAAAACUCUGGAGAAGCCUCAUUUCUCUCAGAGUACAAGUCAAAGUCUCUCCCCUCCUUUCCUCUCUAAUCUCACCUACUAUCCACUCUCCGUAUUGCUCAUUGCCCCUCAGCAAGGCUGGUCUCUGUGCUCUUCCUCAAACAGGCUAGUUUAUGCUCCUGCUUAGCCCCUUUGCACUGGCUGUUCCUUUUACCCUAAACACUUUUCCUUCGGUUAUCAGCUCACUCUCUCUCCUCCUUGGACUCCUUGCUCAGAUGUCAUCUUCUCAAUGUGGCCUGCUUUGAUCAACUUAUUUUUAAAAUAGCAGCCCCUUAUUUAUGCUCAUUGACUGGUAAUUUGUCUCCCUGAACUAGAAAGUUAGCUCCAUGGGGAGAGUGAUUUUGUCUGCUUUGCUCAUUGAUGUAGCUCCGGUAUCCAGAAUAAUACCUGACACACCAUAGGUACUCAGUACAUGUUUUUUUGGAUGAAUUUCCUAAGAAAAACACACUCAAAUUAAAAAUUACCAAUUAGGUGAAUGUGAGUAUUCCACUUACCCAUCUGAAAUGUACAGAUUUCAGGUACUGAAAUAUACAGAAUAUCAACAUUAAUGUGUGCCUUUUCUGGUGCUUUCCUCUCAUUAAUUUGCAGUUUGAGAGUUACUUUCCUCUCCCCUUCCUCAGCAUGUUUCUGGGUGCUUCCUUAAAAUUAUUUGGCGUGUGUUUUAGAGGUAAUAAACUGAUUUAAUAAAAUCCAGUGCAAGGCUAACUUUGAACCUGUGCACACACAAUUUUUUUUUGCUUGAACUGUCUUCUUGUCUCCAUGUAACUAGCCCAUGAUACAAGAUCAGGUUCAAACAUGACUUCCCCCAUGAAUUUCUCUGGCUCUGUUUUUUAAUGAUAUUUCUCACUCUCUACCUUGGAUGAUAAUUACUUGUUUUGUCUGUCUGUGAAGAUGACCACAAACAAGUUCUCUUUUCCUUGUACUCAUAUGUGGCAUCUAUAACCAAAAGGUGCAAUCUCUUUCUCUUCCUCUUGAAUCCAGCCUAGUCUUGUGACCUUUUGACUAACAGAAUGCUGGGGACAUGACACAGUACCAAUUCUAGGCCUAUGCUUGAGAGACCUGGCAACUUCCAUUUUUGCUGGUUUGGAGCCCUGAGAAACUGUCCUCCUGCAGAGGGGGGCCAUGUGGAGAGGGAGGUACCCUGAAUGAGGGACUAUGAAGAGGGCCUAGCCAGCUCCCAGCUGUUCUAGUCACUUCAGCUGAGAUACCAGAAGAGUGACUGAAGCCUUCAUGGACACUAGCCAUGCCGCCUCAGCCAACAGCUUGUGAAACAGAAUUAAGCUGUCCCCAUCAAGCUCUGCCAAACUGCAGAAUUGUGAGCAAAUAAAUGGUGUUGGUUGUUUGAAGUCACUAAGUUUUGGUGUGUGCUGAUCUGCAGCAGGCUGUAAUAGAUUAUUGCCUCAUCUCCCUGCUGAGACCAUAAUACCUGUAGGGCUCCAAGCACAGUAUUCUGCAUGAAGUAGGCACUUGAAUCUUUGUUGAAUAAAUCAAUCAGAAAAUAAAUGAGAAGGUGAAGCACAGCAUUUGAAUGUAACUAUUUUGGGGUAUUAUUUGGUUUUAGAUUGUCAUUAUAGCACAUAUCAUGGCUAAUCAAAAGUUGACAUAUUAUUCCAAGUAUUAUGGUAAAGUAUGUUGUCAAUCAUUAUUUAUUACAUGAUGUUGAAAUAAUUACCUUUCAGGAACAAUUCAAAAUAAAGUUGCCUCUUGAGCAAAAAAGCAUUUUUAAUACAAUGCUAUUACAUGAAGAUUUUUUAAACUAAGACAUUUUAAGCUUUCAAACUGUCAUUUUACCAUGUAUUUUAUAAUACAUACAAGGAGAUAUAUUUUACUCUGUAUAAUGCAGUCUUAUAUUAAUUGGAUGCAAAAGAAUAACAGAGUGCUACUAUCAUUGACAAAUUUCCCCCUUUUAUCUUUCCACAAUUCUUAUUCUCUUUGUAUAACUGAAGAAUACAUUUUUUUAUAGAAGUGCUAUGUAUCCAUCGGGUUGUUCAGUGUUGAGUGUUGAUAAUAACUAUCAUUUUCCUAUCACCACAUUUGAAAAGAAUGAAUAAGAUAUUUACAACUAAUUUACACUGAUGUGUAUUUUAUACAUUUCUCCAGUGGUUUUCAUUUGCUAUUAUAAUGUUCCACUAGAUUGUUUUGGAAUUACUCAUGAUUUCCCUCAGCUUUUAACCACAAGACUUUCAGUUAAAAUUUCCCAAACGUUACAGAAAAUUUAACUGAACUCUACUUAACUUUCUUAACCAUUAAAAUACAUUGAAAAAGCCAGGCCUUUGAUAAUAUGUGUUGAGGGAGGAGAGCACCAUGUCUGUGGAUGCUGUGGGUUAGAGAGAGGCCAGUGGCAAAACACCAGAGCAUGCAAGUGGGCAACAGGGCCAGAGGGGUCUCGGGGCUCUUAGUGAUUCGAGGCCUUGGAAAGGACUGGGCAUCAGGAGGAAAGCCCACUGGUCUCCUUUCUUGCAUGCCUCCAUGUCCUGCCUCACAGUGUUAUGAGUCAGGGACUGACAGUUCUCGUAAACUCGAUACUGGGAUCAAACAGGCAGAAAGACUGAAUAAUGGUAAUAUAGUUACAGUCCUAGAGGUACCAACUGUAUGACAUUUAUAACUAUGAUUUCAGACUAUGUGUGAAGCUACCUGCAAAGAAAAUAAAAUGCUGACUCUUCUAACAUUGCAACAUUACAAAAAUAUAAGUGUAUAAUAAAAUUUUACUAUGUAAGCCAAAUUCUAAUUUUCCCCCCAGUUCAUUACAAAUAUUGUUCAGCUCUUCCUACUUGUUGGAUUUUUCAUUUCUCUUACACACACACACAAUGGCAAAAGAGGAAUAACAGAAUUUUAGAAUGCAUUUACAUUUUAGUAAGGAAACUGAAAUUAUAACAAGGUGUUCCUAUUGAGAAUUAAGACUGUGACUCUCCAAAUACAAAGCAGUUAUUUUAAUUCUUAUUUGUAAGUAAAAUUAACUCUAAGAUGCUCUCUAUAAGAAUAUUAAAGAAAAGUUUCUGAUCACUAUCGUUGUAAGUCAGUUUCUCUUCACAAAAAUUAAAGUUAGUGAUAAAA
Manis pentadactyla (Chinese pangolin) is the source of this 14209-nucleotide messenger RNA. RefSeq names its product G protein-coupled receptor 82 (gene GPR82). Gene Ontology annotation, cellular component: membrane. The record is from RefSeq and is a predicted model, not a curated record. Bases 4445 to 5452 code for a protein of 335 amino acids. Gene Ontology annotation, molecular function: G protein-coupled receptor activity. Gene Ontology annotation, biological process: G protein-coupled receptor signaling pathway. The transcript is spliced from 2 exons. NCBI's taxonomy places the organism in Eukaryota, Metazoa, Chordata, Mammalia, Pholidota, Manidae.